Nanorana parkeri is the source of this 2109-nucleotide messenger RNA. It is a transcript of the gene CAPN8, whose product is annotated as calpain 8. Lineage: Eukaryota; Metazoa; Chordata; Amphibia; Anura; Dicroglossidae. Gene Ontology annotation, molecular function: calcium ion binding; calcium-dependent cysteine-type endopeptidase activity. The record is from RefSeq and is a predicted model, not a curated record. Gene Ontology annotation, biological process: proteolysis. The coding region runs from base 1 to 2109 and encodes 702 amino acids. Gene Ontology annotation, cellular component: cytoplasm. The transcript is spliced from 21 exons.
AUGUCAGGAGCUGCAGCCAAACUAGCCAAAGACAGGGCCACGGCCGAUGGAGUCGGUACCCCCAAGAACCCGGUGAAAUACCUAAACCAGGACUUUGAGGAGCUGCGGGCACAGUGCCUGGCAUCCAAGACCCUUUUCAAAGAUGACGAGUUUCCCGCAUGCCCCUCCGCCCUGGGGUAUAAAGACCUGGGGCCAAACUCCCCGAAAACACAAGGGAUUGUGUGGAAAAGGCCGACGGAGAUUUGUGACAACCCUCAAUUCAUUGUGGAUGGAGCCACACGGGGAGACAUCUGUCAAGGCGCCCUAGGUGACUGCUGGCUCCUGGCCGCCAUCGCCUCCCUCACCUUGGAUCAGGACAUUUUGUCCCGAGUUGUUCCAGAGAAUCAGAGCUUUCAGAAGAACUAUGCCGGAAUCUUCCACUACCAGUUCUGGCAGUACGGCGAGUGGGUGGACGUGGUGGUGGACGAUCGGCUGCCUACAAAGGACGGACAUCUGCUAUUUGUACACUCGGCAGAGGGGAAUGAGUUCUGGGGAGCACUGCUGGAAAAGGCUUAUGCCAAGCUGAACGGAUCAUACGAGGCUCUGACAGGUGGAACCACCAUUGAAGGCUUUGAAGACUUCACAGGGGGGAUAUCGGAGGUGUAUGACCUGAAGAAAGCGCCGGCUGAUCUCUAUGAGAUUAUCCAGAAGGCUCUGAAAGCCGAGUCACUGCUUGGUUGCUCUAUCGAUAUUACAAAUGCUUAUGACACAGAAGCCAUCACAAGCCGGAAGCUGGUGAAGGGACAUGCAUAUUCAGUGACCGGAGCAGAGGAGGUUGUCUACAAGGGUCAGACGGUCCAGCUGAUCAGAGUGAGGAACCCCUGGGGCGAGGUGGAAUGGAAUGGACCCUGGAGUGACGAAGCCCCAGAAUGGAACUAUAUUGAUCCUAAAGUGAAAGCGGCUCUGGACAAACAGUCUGACGAUGGGGAAUUCUGGAUGGCAUUUUCAGAUUUUAUUAAAGAAUAUUCGCGUCUGGAGAUCUGUAACCUGAGUCCGGACACUCUGACCAGUAAAGAGCAGCACAAGUGGAACAUCACCUUAUUUAACGGGAGCUGGGUUCGAGGGUCAACGGCAGGAGGGUGCCAGAAUUACCCAGCAACAUUUUGGACGAACCCUCAGUUUCAGAUAAAGCUGGAGGAGGCUGACCAUGAUCAUGACGGAUCCUCCAAAGAUCCUUGUUGUACCCUUAUUGUGGGCCUCUUGCAGAAGAACCGGAGGCGGCAGAGAAAAAUAGGCGAGGAUUUGUUGAGUAUCGGCUUUGCACUGUACAAGGUUCCAAAAGAGGCUCAGGACAAAACAGACGUCCACCUCAGGAAUGAUUUUUUCCAGACUAAUCUCUCGGCCGCUCGUUCUGACACUUACAUCAACAUGCGGGAAGUCUCCAAACGCAUGAAGUUACCCAUCGGAGAUUAUCUCAUUGUACCAUCCACCUUUGAACCUUUUAAAAAUGGAGACUUCUGCCUGCGCGUCUUCUCGGAAAAAGCUGCUAAAUCACUGGAAGUUGGAGAGGUGGUAAAAGCAAAUCCUUAUGAGCCUCAGAUAUCCGACCAAGAUGUGUCUGCCGACUUCAAGAAUAUUUUCCAGAAAAUGGCAGGGGACAAAGGAGAAAUCAAUGCUAAGGAUAUUCAGGCAAUUCUCAACAAGCUUCUAGCAAGGAGAACAGACUUAAAAUCCACUGGAUUUACACUGGUGACCUGCAGAGAGAUGGUCUCUCUCAUGGAUAUGGAUGGCACUGGAACGCUGAGUCUGGUAGAAUUCAGAACCCUCUGGAUGAAGAUACAGAAAUAUUUGGAUAUCUUCAGUAAAGCAGACACAGACAAAUCAGGCACCAUGGAUGCCCAUGAAAUGAGGACGGCCUUGUACAACGCAGGAUUUAAUGUGAACAACAAGAUCCAGCAGAGCAUUGCGCAGCGCUACGCUUCCAGAGACCUGACUGUUAACUUUGACGCCUUCAUUGCCUGCAUGACUCGUCUGGAGACUUUGUUCAAAAUAUUUAAGCUUUUGGACAAGGAUGGCAGUGGACAUAUCGAUCUGACCGUACCAGAGUGGCUUUGCGCUACCCUGGUGUAG